Molecule: messenger RNA, 1557 nt
Organism: Vitrella brassicaformis
Lineage: Eukaryota; Vitrellaceae
Source: the annotation of a GenBank genome assembly
CUCGAACCGCUUCAAACGUUUCGUCCGCGAGAAGUUUGAAGAUCUCAGCCGAUCGCAGCUUUCUGGACGAAUAGACAGCGUCUGAAGCAGGGUUUCCUUUCACCAUGCCGGCCACUGUGAGCCGGGUGCGGAUGCCUGCGGACAACAGGUACCACGAGGGAGGGCGACCAAACGGGCACAGACACACCUGGGCGUCGUCCAUGCCCCUGUGGACGUCGUCCGCUACUUGCUGAACGUCUGUGUCGUAUCGGUGUUUUGUUGUCUGUCUUCAGGCUAAGCGUGUCGGAUUCGCUCAAGACAACACCAAUCUGGGUGAGGAGAGGCACGCAGAGGGCGCACGAGGACACCCAAGUGACGUCUUUGCCUCCGUGUGUGUGUGUGUGUGAUGGUAGCAAAUAAUUGGUCACGUCCCGUAUGAGCCGGAAGACCAGAAGAAGGAAGUGGAGGACGAGGCCGCCAUCAGUGAGAAGGCCAAGGGCCUCUUCGCCCUCGCUCGACUCACCGGCAACUCCAGCAGCGUCACACCUGGCGCAUGUCGCAAAAUGCAGACAGCGUACGCAGACAGACGCCACUCUCACACAGAUGCCCGUCCUUUCCAACACGUGUCGUCGUAUCGUGUCCCUGCAGUUGGUCAUUUGGCGCAUCAGUGCCGCAACCUGGUGGCGUUGAAGCAGAGCGGUGCGGAGGAUAAGGCCAAGAAGUCGUCCAGCCCCGCCGAGAGGGUGGCCUCGGAUGACGAGGACGAGGAGGAAGUGGUAAUUAAGAGAGCCGAUUAAUGACCAACCGAUGCACCCACCAGUGUGUGCUGAACUCGUGUGUCUGUGUGUGUCUGUGUGUUGUUGUUGUCUGUUGCGUGCAGGAUGACGUCCGCAGUGAGUCCGGCAGCUCGUCCUCUUCCUCAUCGGACAGCGAGGAGGGUAAGCCACAUCACACAACACACACACGCACUCACGAGAGGAGGCGAUAUCCGGUGUCAACGUGUGUGUUGCUGUGUGUGUGUCUACCUGCCCACCAUCAGAGCGUCGCCGCCGGAAGCGCAAGCGCGAGAAGAAGAAGAAGAAGAAGAAGCACAAGAAGUCGCGGAGCAAGGAGAAGCACAGGUCCAAGAAGCGGCGAUGCAGGGACGACUCGGGCUAGCCAGCCUAUCGGAUACCUCACUCAGGGGGUGUGGGAGUGGGGGUGUAGACAGACGGAACGGGAGAGACGGGCGGUGUAUUUUUGCGCUCGUGCAGCCGUUGGUGUGUGUGCUGUUGAAUGAAUAAUGAAUGGAGUGGGAUGGAGUGAUUGCCUCAUCUCAUGGGUGGUGGGCUGGGCUGCCUUGCCUUCCUCGCCUUGCUUUGCUUGCUCUUUGCGUUUGCCUGUGUAUCUGUGUCUGUGUCCGUGUCUGAGCAUGCCUGAUUGACUGUACAGAGACAAAGAGGUGAAUCCCACAUGUGUGUGUGUGCGUGUGCUGCGUGCACCCGCGGCCUGUCGAUACUUCGUGGUGUGUGCCUGAGGGGACUUAUGUAUUUGCCAGAUGCACGUGAGUGGGUGAGCCUCGAAAGCAGUAAUGUCGUC